UGGUUUAAUAAAGUCCCACAUCGUCGUUGUUUUAGUCGUAAUUCAACUGGCUUCCAGAUUGGUUGUGUCCAUUGUGGCUAUAGUCUUGGGAAGUAUUUUAUUUAAUAAACAUAAAAUAAUAUUUAACGUAGAAAGAUCAUUUUCGCUUAAAAACAAUAAUACAAUGUCCGUUAGUUUUGUCGAUGUUCCAAAGGGAAGUGAUUUCCCUUUACAAAAUUUACCUUAUGGUGUCUUUUCAACGCAAAGCAAUCCAGGAAAACGUUUAUGCGUAGCUAUUGGCAAUAAUGUUUUGGACUUAUCCGGAGUAGCUCACCUUUAUCCAGCACAAGUGCAGGACGCGCUGAAAUCAUCUACAUUGAACUUGUUAAUGAGCCUCGGCAACGACGCUUGGCACGCAGUAAGGACACGAACUCAUGAAUUGUUGUUGAAAAAUUCUGAAUUAGAACAUGAUGCUGCACUAGUUAAAAAAGUUAUUAUACCCCAAAAGGAGGUGGAAAUGCAUUUGCCUGCGGAUAUUGGUGAUUACACGGACUUCUACUCUUCCAUACAUCAUGCGACCAAUGUCGGUAUCAUGUUUCGUGGCAAAGAGAAUGCUUUAAUGCCAAAUUGGCGUCAUAUUCCAGUCGGUUAUCAUGGCCGUGCUAGUUCAGUUGUCGUGUCCGGCACACCAAUACGUCGCCCAUUGGGUCAAACAUUGCCCGUAGACGGCCAGCCUCCCCUAUUCGGCGCUUGCAAAUUAUUCGACUUUGAAUUAGAAAUGGCGUUUUUUGUGGGUGGACCUGGUAAUAAAUUGGGUGAACGUGUUCCCGUUGAAGAAGCAUGGAAAAAUGUCUUCGGUUUUACUAUAAUGAACGAUUGGAGCGCCCGCGAUAUACAGAAGUGGGAGUAUAUUCCAUUAGGCCCCUUCACAGCCAAAAAUUUAGGCACAACCAUAUCACCAUGGAUAAUACCUGUAGAAGCUUUGGAGCCAUUUAUUGUUAAUAAUUAUGCUCAGGAUCCACAAGUACUUCCCUAUUUAAAGCAUGAUAAGUCCUUCAAUUUCGACAUUAAUUUGCUGGUAUCUUUAAAACCUGAGCAUGGUGAAGAAACAUUAAUAUGCAAAUCCAAUUAUAAAUAUUUGUACUGGACGGCAAUGCAGCAAAUCGCUCAUCAUACAGUUACCGGAUGUAAUAUCAGACCAGGUGACUUAAUGGCAUCGGGCACCAUUAGCGGGGAAACCGAGGACUCCUUUGGUUCCAUGCUAGAAUUAAGCUGGCGCGGAACGAAACCAGUCAAACUCAAUGGAAAUCUUACUCGCAAAUUCAUAGAAGAUGGUGACGAAAUUAUUAUUCGUGGUUAUUGCGAACGCAAUGGUUUGCGUAUAGGUUUCGGUGAAUGCAGAGGAAAGGUCUUACCAGCCAUUCCUUUCAAGAAAUGAAAAUGAAGAAAAUCUCGUAAAUUAUUGUAUUAAAGGAGCAGCAUAACGCAGAGAAAAUCAUUCCAAUGCGGUAGAAUAAUGUGGUAGAUGAAAAUAUUUAGCAAAUAUUGUUUCGGUUUAAAAUUAGAAUAUAAAGUAGAGGAUAAGUUUACAGCGCAGUCCAGACUGUGUUGAAUAUGUCGUCCUUUUCGCCAACAAUCGCUAUAUGAUUAGAUCAAAAUCUAGUUAGCUAUAUUACUGGAAAACAAGAAAUGUCAAACUUCCAUAUCGUCGUAACGGUGCAACUAUUGCUGCGAAAUGCUUGUCUAGUUUAACUAAAUACAUUUCAAUUAAUAUUUCUUAAACGUUUUUAGAUUAUCUCGUAGAUUUUCUACAUUACCAGUUAAAAUUAUUCUUUCAAUUAUAGUCAGUUACUGGGCCUCAAAAACAUAAACAUUAGAAGAAGGAAUCUCUUGAUUACAAUAUUUUAAAUUUUAAUGAAAAUUUAUAAAAAUUCAAAAAAUCAUAUCUAAUUUCUCGUAAGGUUUUGCACUUUAUACACACUUUGUAUAUGAAAAGGCGAAUACAGGGCAAAUUUGAUAUAAACAAUACGUGAAGUCAAAUUGUUUGUACAUCUUCAAUCGUAA
Messenger RNA from Glossina fuscipes, 2043 nucleotides. RefSeq names its product fumarylacetoacetase (gene Faa). Lineage: Eukaryota; Metazoa; Arthropoda; Insecta; Diptera; Glossinidae. Bases 164 to 1417 code for a protein of 417 amino acids. Gene Ontology annotation, molecular function: fumarylacetoacetase activity. Gene Ontology annotation, biological process: homogentisate catabolic process; L-phenylalanine catabolic process; L-tyrosine catabolic process. The record is from RefSeq and is a predicted model, not a curated record. The transcript is spliced from 6 exons.